CAUGGCGGACAAAGUCAUUCAAAUCAAAGUUAAUUUUCUUUGAUGUAAAAAAAUGUAGUUACGUUUAGGUUUUUAUAAAGUUUGUCUCUUAAAUCUUUGACUUUAACCAUGACAGACUACAAGGAAGAACAACAUAACGAGUUAGAGGCGCUGGAGUCUAUUUAUCCUGAGGAGUUCUCGAUUAUUAGCAAUGAAGAUCCAAUCUGUUUCAAAAUGUGUAUAAAAGCUUUUAAUGAGAAAACUGAGGACUUCCCAGAAAUUGUAGCAAAGGUAGAUAUCCAGUUCACAUAUGUAGAGAACUAUCCUGAUGCAAUCCCACUGAUUGAAGUGUCAUCUAAUGAAAUACUUACCGAUGAAAAUGUUCAAGAAUUAGAAGAGCUAAUGUUGAAAGAGGCAGAAGAAAAUCUUGGAAUGGUUAUGGUUUUUACCUUGGUGUCUUCUGCUCAAGAAAAGCUUCAAGAAUUUGUAGAUAAUAUUAAGAAAGGAAUGGAAGAAGAAAAACGAAGACGAGAGAAAGAAGAAGAAGAACGAGAAAAGAAAAAAUUUACUGGGACUCCUGUUACAAAGGAGAAUUUUCUGGAAUGGAGAGAAAAAUUUAAUGCAGAGAUGUCAGAAAUGAAGAAAAAGACAAGAAAUGUACUUUUGAUCCCAAAAUCCAAGAUUACAGGUCGUGAGUUGUUUGAACAAGAUGAGAAAAUGAUUCUUUCUGAUGCUGCAUUUAUUGACAGUACAGAUGUUGAUGUUGAAGUUGAUGAAUCAUUGUUCCAAGAUAUUGAUGAUUUAGAACUUGACGAUGAAGAAUUCAAAGAUUAAAUAAUAAAAGUAAGAACCAUUCACAUGUGAUGUUUUUAUUCGUAAUAUUUUCUGGCAAAAAAAUACAAUGCUAUGGGACCCAUUUAAAUUUCUACAUUAGUGCAGCAGUCAGUGAAGUUUUUUUGUAUCYAAUCAAACCAUGGAUUCAUGUUAUGAUAACACGUCCAGUGUUCCAGGCGACAAACAUGUUUAACCCCACCAACAAAAGCAACGAAAUGUGUUAAGUAGUCAGGCAGAUUUUUGCAUAGUUAAUUUGUUAACAUUGUUUAUAAUGUAAAAUGUCUUGUAUAAAAAACGAGCCCCAAACUAGAUACAGUGUAAGCACUAAAAGAAAGACGAGAGGGGCAAAGAUCUUUGGACAAAAAGUGGAAGAUUGUCACUUGUCAUUCCCUACAGUAUUAUUUCCUUGUUUAUCAUUUGCAUAUGGAUUGAAAAAAAAUAAUCUUAUUCUCAAGAGAAUGACACAUGGUCUGCAGUGGGAAAACAUUACGCCUUACGUCCUAGCUAAAACAAGUGUAUUAGUUUUACUCAGAUUAACAACUUGCAGAUGGUUCUCUCUUGACUGUUUUAUUUUAACGAACAGGCUUACUAUAAUUUGUCUGCUUUUUAUCAACCUGUCUGGCUACAGGGCGUUAAUCAUUACUUUAGGCAAGAGUGAUUUGUUGUAUUGUGUUACAGACUAGUUAAUCGGUAGCCAUAGGAAUACAAUGAUGGAAAGUUUGAGCAAUUUUUGUAUAUGAGUGGAAAGUAUACCGACACAUAUUUACACUGAGCACGUAUAACGAGAAAAAUGAAAAUAAAAAUGGUUCAUCGCA
Messenger RNA from Actinia tenebrosa (Australian red waratah sea anemone), 1628 nucleotides. RefSeq names its product RWD domain-containing protein 1. The record is from RefSeq and is a predicted model, not a curated record. NCBI's taxonomy places the organism in Eukaryota, Metazoa, Cnidaria, Anthozoa, Actiniaria, Actiniidae. Gene Ontology annotation, molecular function: protein binding.